Molecule: messenger RNA, 2887 nt
Organism: Pelobates fuscus (common spadefoot toad)
Lineage: Eukaryota; Metazoa; Chordata; Amphibia; Anura; Pelobatidae
Gene: YPEL2
Product: yippee like 2
Exons: 6
Coding region: 437-796 (119 amino acids)
Source: RefSeq, a predicted model, not a curated record
UCGGUUUUGCUUAUGUUAAACUGCAGGCAUUAGACCUCAAAUGCAGAGCUGGCUGGAAAGUGACUUUAGCUGCACGAACGUUCCAACACUGGAUACUUUGUAACAUCUCCUGGCGCUCAACCAGUCUACUAAUGACAGAAAAUGGCUAUCAUUGUGCAGCAGCAGCAGAGAGAAACUGACCCUCCCGGAGCCUGCUCUACAUGAUGACAUGAUCAGGAUGUUGCAAGAUUAUUGGAAAUUUAAACGUACUUCUGGAGAGAGCUCUUGACGUUAGUCAAUCUAAGUGUAUAUUUUUUCAGCGUGUGGAGCCUGCCCCCACACACUUUACCUGCCAAACACGGCCUUUACCUGUGUUUUCCGGUGUUUCCCGUGCGAUCCUUCCUGCGGGAGCGCCUCGUGGGCCACUCCAGAAUUUACUCAGCGUUCAGUGGCUCCAAUGGUGAAAAUGACAAGGUCCAAAACUUUUCAAGCAUACUUACCAUCGUGCCACAGAACAUACAGCUGUAUCCACUGCAGAGCACAUCUUGCAAAUCACGAUGAGCUCAUCUCAAAGUCAUUUCAAGGCAGUCAAGGUCGAGCAUAUCUAUUCAAUUCUGUUGUUAACGUUGGUUGUGGUCCUGCAGAAGAACGUGUUUUACUCACUGGGCUUCAUGCGGUAGCAGAUAUCUACUGUGAAAACUGCAAAACAACACUGGGCUGGAAAUAUGAACAUGCAUUUGAAAGCAGCCAGAAGUAUAAGGAAGGAAAAUACAUAAUUGAAUUAGCUCACAUGAUCAAGGAUAAUGGGUGGGAUUGAAAGCAAUAUCCCUGUAUGAAGAGAAAUCUCAGAAGAACAUCCAGCUGAACGUUAUAUCCUUAGAAUGAGCGAGUAACUGAGUGCUUGGUUUCAUAUGAAUCAGAGGCUGUGCCGCAUGGAGCAUCCUCUCACCCUUAAUACAUCAUUCUUGGUGAAUGGCCUCUCAAUUUCUGACACUCUGUCUAUUUGCUUUGUAUCCCUUUUGUGAGUUGCCCUUGGCCUCGUCCCGCUCUUUGUAGAGUUGGUUAAAGGAAAGCAUUAAGAGCCUCUCAGCCCAGUCACUUCUUUUACUGUUAGAGUUGAUUUCAAGCCGUGCAUACGAUGGCACAGAAAAAGUGACUCAUGGGGGGUGGGGGUCAUGUGGAAAAGAAAAAAAGGAAGGAGAUGUAACCAAUAAGUAGUCAGGGUUGUAUGAUCAAAUGAAUGUCCUGCAAUCAAAGUUUUUUUCCUGAAGGAGGAAAAUUAUCUGCUGCUUUCUUUCAGGAAAUGGCUGGAAAUGACAGAAGCAAUGUAGGUUAGGAAUGUCUACCUUACAGAUACCAAAAAUCCAUGAGUUUAAAUGAGUACAUUGACCACAUCCACCCAAUACUGCUGCAGUCAGGUUAAAUCCGAUAUUACCACAUGGUACUUUGUUUCAUUCUCUAAAAUUAGCCUCUGUACUAAAGAUUGAAUCGCCUAGUCACUGAUUCUAGAUCUUGCCUAUGUACCUUUUGAAGAAAGAAGACUAGAUCACAAAUAUUUUUUAUUUUCAGAUUUAAAAUAUUUGUGGGGUAUUUUUUUGUUUUGUUUUUUUUCUCCCCACUUACUGCAUCUUGCACCUAGCACAUCAUACUGAAUGUUUGUACAUAACUGACUAACGUAGUCAUAGCUUAAUUACCAAGGGAAAUCCGAAAUUAAUUUAUGUAAGAACAUUACAGAUUGUACCAAGUACAAUUAAUGAACAUCCAUUACUAGCGCUGUAUCUGUUCAUGCUGUGAUGCUGCUUACGUUGUAUACACCAGUAGUGAAUAUUCAGAUGUCUGUUCUUAAUUUGGAGCGUUAUCACAGAAACCUGUAUGAUGGGGAAAAUUAUCCAUAUUCUGAAAUGGAGCACAAAAAGUGCAUUUGCGGUUUUGGUUUAAAUUGGUAGAUUAGUAAUCUCCUUUUCCUUUUUUUUUUUUCUGCAUAAUUUGUAUUUUAGAUUUCUACACAAAGUAUUUAGAGUUCCUUUCAGUUGGAGUAUUAAUGCAUGUUUUUUGUUGUGUUUUUUUUUUUCCCCAAUGUUGCUGUAGAUUUUUAUUAAAUCCUAUCGUUCCAAUCAGUUGAGUAGUAAGAGGAAUGUAUAAUGGAUUGGUCAUUUGCUGAUAAGGAAAUGUCAUUUUAGAGAGAGGAAGACCAGUGGCCAAAAUCUGGCUCCCUGCAUACUAAGCAAAAUCCAUGAAUCGGUGGGCUCUUGGCCAAUAGCUUCCUCUCAUCUAAAUAUAUUUUCCACAGCCAUGCUUUUGAUAUUGAGGAAGACAUGUGGCAGAUUGUAACAUGAGAUUGGAGAUGUUUGGAGGGUGCAGAGGUUUAUAGCGUAACUUAUUCACGGAUGGUAUGCGUUCAGGCAUAUUCCCCAAAUCUGCCAGGCUAUUUAGAUGGUGAAUUUUCAGAAAAUGGGUACCUUGCAUUUUAGGUCUAAGCUUUGUAUUUAUAGUUCUUUAUGUUUCAAAGUUUGCAGAGCUCUGUGGCAUCCAAAAAGUUAAUCUUAAAGUUUAUUGUUCAUUAGUUCCGGAGUACACAAUCAUUAAUUAUCCCAUUAUUUUUAUUCAGAGAAAGAUAUUUAUUUUUUAUACUAAUUUCUUCUUGGAAAUUAGAAUACUUGGUCAUAACUUUUCCCAGUAGUGUGUGUUAUGAUACAUGUGUUGGAGCUAUGAUGUGAUAUCAUGUCUCAGAGCAUUCAAGAUUGCUUUUAAAAUCUUGUUCUCGUCCUCUCCAUUCAUUGUUGUGUUGUAAGAUUUUUGUAAAAAUAUUUUUUAAAUAGAAUCCAAGAUCUGCUCAUUUACCAAGGGAAAGACAUUGGCAAAGCUUGUAUUUCAUUACUUAUCAUUGAUAUUUGCCUUUUUUUUUUUU